Molecule: messenger RNA, 1126 nt
Organism: Polyodon spathula (Mississippi paddlefish)
Lineage: Eukaryota; Metazoa; Chordata; Actinopteri; Acipenseriformes; Polyodontidae
Product: phosphomannomutase 1-like
Exons: 8
Coding region: 1-726 (241 amino acids)
Biological process (GO): mannose metabolic process; GDP-mannose biosynthetic process; protein N-linked glycosylation
Cellular component (GO): cytosol
Molecular function (GO): phosphomannomutase activity
Source: RefSeq, a predicted model, not a curated record
AUGUCCUCUCCUCCGCAGGCCGGGGUGAUGAAGCCAAAAAUCGAUCCCAAACUAGACGCGUUUUUCCAGAGCUUGAGAAAGAAAGUAAAGAUCGGAGUUGUGGGAGGAUCGGAUUAUCACAAAAUCGCACAGCAGCUGGGAGAGGGGGAUGAAGAGGGGGGAUUUAGUGAUUACGUCUUUGCUGAGAACGGGACAGUGCAGUAUAAGGACAGGAAGCUCCUCUCCAAACAGGCGAUUCAGGACCAGUUGGGGGAGGAGCUGCUUCAGGACCUCAUUAACUUCUGCCUGAGUUACAUGGCUCUGCUGAAACUGCCCAAGAAGAGGGGCACUUUUAUCGAAUUCCGGAAUGGAAUGCUGAACAUCUCCCCGAUUGGUCGGAGCUGCACCUUCGAAGAGCGAAUUGAAUUCUCAUUAAUUGACAAGAAAGAGAAAAUUCGAGAGAAAUUUGUCGCCGCCCUGCGGGAGGAAUUCGCUGGGAAAGGGCUGUGUUUCACCAGGGGAGGACUGAUUAGCUUUGAUAUCUUCCCAGAAGGGUGGGAUAAAAGAUACUGCCUUGAUAUCCUGGAAACAGAAGGACUGGAGAGCAUUUAUUUCUUUGGAAACGAGACUUCACCGGGAGGGAACGACUAUGAGAUUUUCAGCGACCCUCGUACAGUCGGUUUCACGGUCAGCUCCCCAGAAGACACAGUCCGGCUUUGUCAGGAACUUUUUGGGGUGCAGUCGUGAUAUUCGGGGUCCACACUGCAGUUCUGGCUUUUGGCCAUCAGGGGGCGGUAGCUGACAUCCACAUGUAUUAUGCAAAUGAAAAAUGUAUGUUGCUGUUUAUGACAAUUACUGUGUGGGUGGGAGGUGUAGUCUCUCUGAUCCCUCCUGCCCCAGUGCACCCUGGGAGUUGUAGUCUCUCUGAUCCCUCCUGCCCCAGUGCACCCUGGGAGGUGUAGUCUCUCUGAUCCCUCCUGCCCCAGUGCACCCUGGGAGUUGUAGUCUCUCUGAUCCCUCCUGCCCCAGUGCUCUCUGGGAGGUGUAGUCUCUCUGAUCCCUCCUGCCCCAGUGCUCUCUGGGAGUUGUAGUCUCUCUGAUCCCUCCUGCCCCAGUGCACUCUGGGAGGUGUAGUCUCUCUGAUCCC